Messenger RNA from Drosophila novamexicana, 885 nucleotides. RefSeq names its product stromal cell-derived factor 2. Bases 131 to 781 code for a protein of 216 amino acids. Lineage: Eukaryota; Metazoa; Arthropoda; Insecta; Diptera; Drosophilidae. The transcript is spliced from 2 exons. The record is from RefSeq and is a predicted model, not a curated record.
UAAGCCAACACUGGCUCACUGUCAAAAUCGUUUGCGUGUACUCGAUUUCGCCGCAUACGGCAUUUCCAUCAUUUUUACAUAUUAAUUAUUAGUUUAAGUACUUUAUUGUUACCAUUAGAAGAAAGACAGGAUGAUGCACUCACUGGUCUUCGUUGUUUUAGCGCUAAUCAGCUGUCUGCCUAAUAACAAUGCUGUUCAGAAUAACUAUGUGACAUGUGGGUCCAUACUGAAAUUGCUCAAUUCGGACUAUGCGUAUCGACUGCACUCCCAUGAUGUGAAGUAUGGAUCUGGAUCUGGCCAACAGUCGGUGACGGGUGUUGAACAGAAGGAGGAUGUCAACAGCCACUGGGUGGUCAAGGCGCAAACCAAGAAGCUUUGCGAGCGCGGUGAGCCCAUUGCAUGUGGUGCCACCAUAACCUUGGAACAUUUGACCACCAAAAAAAACCUGCACUCGCAUCACUUCUCAUCGCCGCUCUCGGGCGAGCAAGAGGUGUCCGCAUAUGGCGUCGAUGGAAUCGGCGACACCGGUGACAAUUGGGAGGUCGUUUGCGCCAACGAUAGCUGGAUGCGAGAUGCACACGUAAGACUGCGCCACGUGGACACUGGCAUGUAUCUGGGCAUGUCGGGACGGUCUUAUGGUCGACCCAUUUCUGGCCAAAUGGAAAUCGUGGGUCUGCACAGUCCACAACAUGGAACACGUUGGACUACCUCUGAAGGACUCUAUAUCGUACCAAAGGACAAGGAGUCGACGCACGAGGAGUACGCUCACACGGAACUGUAGUUACAGACCAGGAUAAGAUUUUUACGAUUAGUUGAUUACCUCUAAUUUAGCUGAAUUUUUGUAAAGCGAACCAGUUUGCUUGCAUUAAAAAAAGAACAAGUAAA